AUGGCGGUAUGCUGGAAGUACGCUACAGGGUUCCUGGACUUCUACAAAGGCACUCUCAUCCUUGGGUCUAACUCUGUGUUCUCCAGGGGCUCCCAGACCACGCUGAAGGAUGAGAGCCAGUUUACAGGGCACUGCAGGGUCCACAGCCAGGACCAAGGUGCAGUGGCCCUUGUGUGCUUCCAGUAUGGUGGGGACAGGGCUUGGAUCCUGCUCACCGGUCUCAUAUGGGCAGCUGCUUGCUGUCCGCACACUCUGGGGCAGCAGGGGCAGCACUUGGCGCCUGCUCACCGGUCUUGUAGCGGCGGCCCAUGUCCACCUCUGGAGCCCAUGAUGGCAGCGGUGAAACUGGUCGACGGUGAUGGACUAGAGUUCAGGAAGCGCCAUUCUGGACCAGCAUUUGGCAUCAACAGCAUUUUAUAUCAGCGUGGCUUAUAUCCAUCCGAAACCUUUACUCGAGUGCAGAAAUAUGGACUCACCUUGCUUGUAACUACUGAUCCUGAACUCAUAAAAUGCCUAAAUAAUGUGGUGGAACAACUGAAAGAAUGGUUAUACAAGUGUUCAGUGCAGAAAUUGGUGGUAGUCAUCUCAAAUAUUGAAAGUGGUGAGGUCCUUGAAAGAUGGCAAUUUGAUAUUGAAUGUGACAAGACCACAAAAGAUGACAGUGCCCCCAGAGAAAAGUCUCAGAAAGCUAUCCAAGAUGAAAUUUGCUCAGUGAUCAGACAGAUCACAGCUACAGUGACAUUUCUGCCACUGUUGGAAGUUUCUUGUUCAUUUGAUCUCCUGAUUUAUACAGACAAAGAUUUGGUUGUACCUGAAAAGGGGGAAGAGUCAGGACCACAGUUCAUUACCAGUUCUGAAGAAGUUCAUCUUCGUUCAUUUACUACUACAGUUCACAAAGUGAGUAGCAUGGUAGCCUACAAAAUUCCUGUCAAUGACUGAGGAUGAGCUAAAGACAGUAAUGUACUUGUAUUCUCAAAUGUGGUUUUCCUGAAACCAAAUCAACUUUAGUUGAUAUAUUUCAUUGGUUAAUUUUUAGAUGGGGAAAACUUAACAUUAUACUUUACUGAAUCUGUGCAUAAUUGUUCCAUUCCUUGGUACCUGUUUCACUUUCCAUAUGGCUGAUGUAAGUUAUUGCACACUGUUCCAAAGGGAACUAGCAGAUUUCAUUAACAUUGUAAUGUCAAUUCCUUUGAAGGUAGUACUG
This is a messenger RNA of Lagenorhynchus albirostris (white-beaked dolphin), 1204 nucleotides long. RefSeq names its product mitotic spindle assembly checkpoint protein MAD2A-like. Lineage: Eukaryota; Metazoa; Chordata; Mammalia; Artiodactyla; Delphinidae. Gene Ontology annotation, biological process: mitotic spindle assembly checkpoint signaling. The record is from RefSeq and is a predicted model, not a curated record. Gene Ontology annotation, cellular component: nucleoplasm; kinetochore; cytoplasm. The transcript has 4 exons. The coding region runs from base 1 to 939 and encodes 312 amino acids.